This is a messenger RNA of Phalacrocorax carbo (great cormorant), 8989 nucleotides long. Lineage: Eukaryota; Metazoa; Chordata; Aves; Suliformes; Phalacrocoracidae. The record is from RefSeq and is a predicted model, not a curated record.
UCCAAAAUGCAGCGGAGCUCCUUCCUCUCGUCCCGCCCGGCCGCGCCGCUCCGCGCCCGCGCAGCCGCUGCCCGGCGGGUCUCCCUCCCUGCUCCGCGCCCCGCUCCUUCCCCCUCCCCCUUUUUUUUUUUUCUUUUUUUUUUUUUUUAUAUUUUUUACACCGCCCCCCCUCCCGUUUUUCUCCUGCGCCCCCUCCCCGCGGCCGGUUUGCAUGCAUUGUCUGUCUCCCAAGAUGGUUUGUGAGACCAAGAUUGUGGCGGAAGAUCAUGAAUCAAUCCCAGGAUCAAAAAAAGACACGAUCAUUGUUUCUUCCUCCCAAAUGUGGCCCUCUUUGGCAGGCUCCCCUUCCUCCCCCCCGCCGCCCCUCAGCUCCCCCAAAGAGGACCCCCGCCGCGACAAUGUCUAUAUCCGCGAAUUCCACCCCUCCGAGCAGGAGGUGGUGCGCCGCAUAUUUUACGAGGGUAUCAUGGAGCGGAUCCCCAACACGGCGUUCAGGGGGCUGAAGCAGCAGCCCCUCACUCAGCUGCUCUACGGGCUGCUGGCGGUAAUAUGCUUUGUUGUGACCAAGUCCUUCCUGCUGACCUGCUGUUUGCCCAUCUUUCUGAUGGGCAUGAGGUACUACUUCAGUAGAAAAGUUAUCCUCCACUAUCUCGAUUGUGCACUGCAUACGGACAUGUCCGAUAUUGAGCAAUAUUACAUGAAACCGCCAGGCUCCUGCUUCUGGGUCGCCGUCCUGGACGGCAACGUGGUGGGGAUCGUGGCGGCGCGGGGCAACGAGGAGGACAACACGGUGGAGCUGCGCCGCAUGUCCGUCGACUCCAACUACCGCGGCAAAGGGAUCGCCAAGGCCCUGGGCCGCAAAGUGCUGGAGUUUGCCAUGCUCAACAACUACUCCUCUGUCGUGCUGGGAACCACGGCCGUGAAGAUGGCAGCCCACAAGCUCUACGAAUCCUUGGGGUUCAAGCACGUGGGUGUUGUUGAACAUUAUGCCCUGCCGGGGAUGACGCGCUCCUUACUGGAGAGAAUGUUUUUCCAGCUCCGCUACCACCGCUACCGCCUGCAGCUGCGGGAAGAAUAAAAAAACCCAACCAACCAAACAACAACAAAAAAUUUUUCCCUUCUCCUCCCCCUUCAAAAAUAAUAAAUUGCCCUUCUAUUUCUCAUCACUGUUGAUUUGCCAGUUUUGGGUUGAGUUUUUGUUCCCUCAUGCCAUCUUUUGGUUUGCUCCGUGCAGCUCGGCGUGCAGCUCGAUCGUCUGGCCGAGCAGCGCUCCUUCCUCGCAUGCUGUAGGUGGUGGCGCUGGGAGUCCUGCGACCCGGCGGGGCGGAGCGGAGCGGCAGCCUCUCCUUCCCAGGUACCUCCGUAAAGCACAGAAACUUUAACUGCGAAAUAGUACCACUGCUCUGGUGUACAUAGUCUUCUCCUUUUCCAAAUGUAAGAUAACAUAGUGAUGCAUUCAUAAUAGUGCAGAAAUAUUACUUGAAUGCAGUUUUCAGUAUUUCAUGCACCAGUAAGUAGAAUAUACGUUCAUCUUAUCGUUAUUUACUGGUUAAUAGUUUUCAAAGAGAAGGUGGGGAGCAAAAAACCCCUGCCCCAACCCGCUUGCUACAAUGCAUGAAGAGGAAAGCGCGUGCACGCACUCAAACACAUCGCACUGCCACCACGGCACUGGUGUUGCACUUUUUUUUGGAUGUGCCUCAUUCUGCCAAAUGUCUGAGAGACCCUGGGUGCAUCCGGUAACCACGACUCUGCUCCAUUCCCCCCCUCCUUCCUAAGCCAGCACAGACUUGGACCGGCUGAACUCUGAGCCCCGUUGUACCAUAGUGUGAAGUUAAGAUCAAACCUAAAUAUCUCUUGCGCUGUUCGUAGCCACGUGUAACCUGCAGUCCUGGGCCAGACUCUGCAUAUGCGUUGGACUUUCUCUUUGCUGCCUUUUUGGGUUUGUUUUGUUUGUUUGUUUUUAUUUUAUUUUUAAGGGUUUUUUUUUAUGUUAUUAUUUUUAGUUUUGGCUUUUGCUGAAUGGUGUCACUGAGGCGUAAUGGAGGCUGCAGUUCCUAUGGCAACACAUUUGCACAUUAAUGUGCGCACCAAAUCUAACCACUUCAGAGAAGCAAUGUGUGACAGAUAAUAGCAUUUUGGGGAGCGCCGGGGUGGGGGGGGAGCAUACUUAUUAUCUUAACCAGCUGCUUGUUUGAUAAAUGUAGAUGGCCUCACUGCAGCCUUCCAUCAAAGGUAAUUAACUGCUUUAAUGAUGUCAGAUUUGUGAAUUGUACAAUGCAAAAAGCAAUGCAAAGCAGAUUCGGCAUGUGUCUGUACCCGGUAUGUAUGUACAGUGCCUGCCAACUAAAGAAUAACCAAGACUACAGCUUCUUCUAGCCUGAAAUAUCAACUUUUAUAACUUAUUUAAACAAAUAGCAACUUUGCAUGAAUUACGUCUUGGGGGAAAAAAAAAAUCGGUAGGUUUUAAUUUUUGAAACGUGGUAUCAGAAGUAUAAAGACAACCUUUUCUGGCUGCACUUAAUUUGGGGUGGGUGGAGGGGUUCAGCUCUGUUAAUACAUUUAAAGGGAAAACACCUUUAAUUUAGUUCCUGGGAAAAAAAAUAGUUACUAUUUUAUGAAGUAUUAUGUGGGCGGGGGGGGGAACCCAACACCUAUCAUGAUGAACUUGAUGAAAGGGUAGAGCAUUUGUCAACCACGCUCGCACUUGCAAACACAAUGGAAGCAUCAGCGGGAGCGCCCCGGAAGGGGGGCGCGUGGAGAGGAGAGGAGCUGUGGGGCGGACGGGGGGCAGGCAGCGUGGACCCACGCGUGGGGUGCUGCCUGCGUCUCACUCCUACCGAGAGCUGCCCUUUCCUCUCCAGCCAAAAGCUUUCUCGGCACUGAGACGUGGCCAGCAGCGCUGAAUGGGCUCGGUGGGGAGGGGGCUCACCCCGUCCCCGCCGGGGAUGGGGGGGCCGUUUGCCCCAACCCCGGUAGCGCUCUCAGUGCUGGGCUCGGUCCAGCCUGUAAGGAGCCAGAGGGGCAGAGUCCCAGUGUGUGUCCCAGCAAUAAGGGGGGAAAAUAAGGAUGGUGAAGGGCACUGUAGCAAGAGACCGUGAGUUUAAUUAACAAAAUUUCUGUAUGGGGCACUAUAUUUUUAAAAGUCUUUCUAUGCUGUACAUUUCUCCUGAAGCUGAAAUAAUGUACUGUUGGUAGGGGUUUUUGUAUAGUGUACAGAAAUUGGCAGAAUAUUUUCUUGCUGCAUUCAGUGAUUUAUUAACCGAAGUAAAAUAGACAAAUAUAAAGUGUUAGCAAAAGUUGAAAGAAAAAAAAAAAAAACAAACCACAAAACAGUUUGUGCCUUUUUUAGUUUAUUUUUCUGUUGCUAUAUAAUCACUGCACUAAAACCUUUCCAGAGGGGAAAAAAACCAAAACUAGUCUCUUAAUAAGGGAGGAAUACAUAAAGCCUAAAUUGAGUGUUAAUUUUUUUAUUGGGAUAUUUAAUUAAAAGAAUGUUGCUGGUUUUAUUUUAUACCUGUGCCUUUGUAAUAAAACUCCACAUCCUGUCAGAAAAGCCAAACCUGGAAUAAAUCCCACCAGAUCCCACAGAUGCAGAAGUACCAUCAGGUUACCAGUAUUUUCUUUAAAAACGUGUAAAACUUAACUGAUAAUAUUACAGUAUCUGAUCGUAAUACCUGUUGAGUUGCUUGAGAAAGAGGUGCUUGGGAAAGGUGCAGGUUUCGGGGUGCUGUCUGCAUUCCUCCCUGGGCAUGCCGGCUGCCGGACAUGCACUGAUAGGGAUUGAGUCAUUGCCACUUGGCCGGUAGCUGCUGAGCAAAUUUCUUCCCUUAACGCUUCUUGCCAGUUGCUCUGUGACUGGGCUCUUUGGAAAAAAUCCAGCUGGUUGCUCCCAGCUUUCCAGCCGGGACAGCUAGUUUCUGAAGGCUGGCUGCCAAAUAGGCUGUGGUUUGCUUUCCUCCGAAGAUGGAGCGGACUGGCGGGUGAAACACUGCUGAUCCCAGCCCUGGUUUUUACUGGGAAGCCCACUUGGCUGCCAGAGCUGCAUCCCCAGUAGCAGCAGCAGGAUGGGGGUACAGGACCUCUGGCGUUGUGGCUGCUUUCCCACCCAGAGCUGCUCUGAAUAGGAUUAGACAAGGUUGGGCUUAAAAGCAUCAAGUGGUAGUGUUGUUUUAUCUUCAUUCAUGGGAAGUUUCCCUGAAUUGUGGUACCUUGGGCUAAGCUCUGGAGCCAGAAAGCCUCUUCCCACUGCUCUGCAUGGCCCCUGGGCUCCUGACAAUGCCUGGCUCACCUGCUGCCCUCCCCAGGGUCCGGCCUGCCUUGCCCUCGCUGCCUGGGUGCUGGUAGAAUAUGGUACAGUUCACAGGGUGAUGUGUUGAGGAUGAACGGCCUUUGGUGGGUCCAUCCAUCCACUGUGCCACUUUCAGGGUGCACUGAUUUAAACAGCAUUGCAUGGAAAAGUAAAAUCCCACACCUCGUUCUUGUUCUGCAGCCCUGCCCUGGGGAGCUUCUUCCUUCUGCACCAGAUAGCUGUGGUCAGCACAGCCCUGCACUGGGACCAUCACCAUCCCCUUUUCUCUGGGCUUGAGCACCACCUCCUAACUGCUCCCGUCCCAGCUCAGCAUCUGAGUGGUGCAGAGCAGCACAAGAUGGCUGUAGAUUUGGUCCUGAGAAGAACAGCUUGUGGUUUGGACCUAUUGCCAGUUCUUAAGUCUAAUUCCAACAGAGACUCCCGUCAGUAUGAGAUGGCAGGGCGUGCUCCUAAGUUAUUUUGGUGGUUUCUUCUUCCAAGGAUGCUUCUAGACAGAGUGUGGGGAAGAGUGGAGCAUCUCUUGAGUCUUAGCCUCAGUUAGUAAAUGUGAUGGCUAGGAAGACUGCUUCAGAUUUAGGUGGAGGAUGUGUUCGAGAUGUGGAACUUCCCCCAGCUGUGCCAAGCACCUGCUUCUACUUUGCUGCCCGUGUGGGUUGUUGCAGCCCACUGCCCUUGCACUGCGUGCAGUGCGGUGGCACUGAGGAUGCAGUUUCCCCACCUGACAGCAUCGUGGCUUUUUCUGCUAAUCCCUGUGCAGUGGGCAGUGUUUGAGUGUUCUCUGCUGGGAGGGGACUGGGGCAGAGGUCUUGCUCACUGGGGAAGGCACCUUACAGGGUUAGGGUGUGAUGUCCAUGUAGAGGUGUCUCUUAAAAAAAAAAAAAAAAUCUAAAAAAGAGGAAGAAAAAAACAAACCUGAAAUUUUGCAUUGCUGUGGCUGAGAUCCACAGCCUUGGGGCUGCCUCAGCCCUCUGGCACAGCCUGGGCAAUUCCCUGUGGAGUGAGUGGGAAUGCCCUGUGCAUCCUGAGCAAACUGGCAUCUCAAGCACACAUAAUAUUUGGCAAUAAGCUCUGUGGGAAGCUUAGCCCCUGAAUGGUCCCAGGCCAAUAAUGCUGAGCAAUGAAAGCAACAAGGAAAGUGAUUUCUAAUCUUACUUGAAACCCUUGAACUGGUAUUUGUUGUAAAAUCAUGCUGUGUUUUCCCUCUGUGAAGCAGACAGCACCUGCACGAUGCUUAGAAAUGGCAGCCAUAAUUCAUCUCUGCUGGGAGACGCCCUUUGCAGCAUUUCUCACCGUAGAAAAGUUUAGAACACUGCCAUCAGCUGAAAGCAGUUCUUUUCCCCUACCUCGCUAUUCCCAUGGGGUAUGUGGGAUGGUAUUUCUGAGCAAGCCUUUACCUCUCCAUGGAGUGUGCUGCAGGCUGUACCCCUGCACAAGACUGAGCAUCAGGAGCUGGGCUCUUGCUUGCACAGUCUGUCCGCUCCCAACUCUGCAGCGCGUGUGGCUUGGGGAGCAGCCAGGGAGGUCGGGGCUACUGCAGGACGCAGCCUGCUUGGGGAGGAGAGAUGCACAGCCACCGGGUACCUUGGCUGUGGGGCUUUUCAGGCUGGCUGUUGUGGAAGGAGAUAGCUGGUGGUAUAGUCAACCCUGUCAAGGAGAAGCAGGCUUGUUUUAAAUGAUGUUUGUCUGAAGCAAGAUGAGUUUAACAGUAUUAUAAGGAGACUGUAAGGAUGCUCCCUGCCCUUUGGGUCUGAGGUGUGAUAGUGCUGCGGGGUUGAGCUGGUUGGUCAUUGCAGACAGUGUGCAAUGGGGUGGCAGGACCAGCGCUUGCGAUGCUGCAGAGGGAGUUGCGCACCCAAAGCCAGCGUCACAGCUGGCAGGGCAAAAGACAUUCCUCUUCUGCUAUGUGCUGGAUGGAUGCAUCUAAAGCCUUAAAAUCCCGAGGGCCAGCUCUGCAUCUUGACUCAUUUCAGCAUCACCCUUCAGUGGAUGCAGGGGGUAAACGAUCCUGGGGACAUCUGUCCCUGGGGCUGGGACCUGAACAGUCGUUUGCCCUGUGUUCAUCCCCACAUGAAAUGGGGGUGAUAAUUUGUUGUGACAUCUGAAUGUAAUAGUCUCUGUGUGGGAGAAGCAGAACUUAGGGUUGGCAGGUGGCUGUUGAAGGUCAGGUGUGACUGUUGGGGUCCCAGUGCUGCACGCCUGCAGCAGGAGCAGAAAGUGCCCAGUGCCUGGGGUUGAUCCCUUCCCUGCUGUAGCAAACUGGACCUCGGCACUGGGGAGAGCAGCAUAAGGCCCUGGAGGGUGAGAACAGAAAAUUCCAUGGUCAGAAACCCAAGGGAACUGUGGCUUUACAAAACCCUGUCACGAUCCUUGCUGCUGCCCGUUGCUCACUGAACCGUAUCUGUCUGCGAUGCAGGUCUGUUGCCUUCUAAUUUGCCAGAUUUGCUGGCUGAGGUGCAAAAGGAUAGAGACUGACUGCAGGGAUUUCCGAAUUGCCAAACACACAAGGGCAGGAACCAGCUCUGGUUACCUCUGAAUUAACGAUCUCGUUUUUGGUGUGCUGGGAGCCUGUGUUUUAUUAGCGCUAGUAUGAUGCUGUUGGUAUGCACUCUAUUUAAAGCUUAAUAAAGGCUUUUUAAUUCUACACUAACUGGAGUCUUGCAGUGGAAUAUACUGUACCACAUAAAGAAAAUGAAGGGAUGCAAACUGUUAAAUAAGCUUUAACAUGCAAAAGCAUAUUUUUAUCUCUCUUUUUUCUCCCUCAAAAUAGAUCCACACAGAGUCUUGAGGAAAAAAAAAAGGUGUGCUCUUGCAUCCCUCAGUGAUAGUAACUAUGCACAGAGAUUAUGCUUAUCUCCCACUGAAAAACUGCUACCUGAGUGGUCAUUUGGAGUACCUUUCAUUGAAAAUACAAUAAGUGAAUAAUUUGAACAACAGAGGAUUUAGUUAAAACAGUAUCAUUUAAAACAACAAGCUCUAAGUCACCGUUUGGAGUUUGAUCACUGUUUAAAAUCACUGUUCAGUGCUGUCUUUGUAUCACACGAUGGUCAGCUGCGGGAGAGAAUAUGCUUUUAACAUCUAAAUAGUAGAAGAUGGACUUACUGAGACAAAGAGCAUAACAAAUAUAUAAUGCAACUGUAAAUUUAUUUACCAGUAACGCGUUUGAAUGCAGAAGCAGCUACUGCUAUGUAAGCAUAAUGAACAUAUAGUUACGGUUGUUUUCAAUUUCUUUUCCUCCAAAGCUUAGUCCUUUUGACUUGUAAUAUGUAUAUUUGCUUUUUUUUCAAAAUAUAACUAGGUUUAACAAAGCAUCUGUUGCUUUGUGAAUUGUACUUAUGAUUGUGCUGGGCUGUUAGCUUUAAGCAGUUUGUGUGCUUGUGUUAUUUUAUUAAAGCAAAAGUCUUCUUGAGACAAAUGCAGUAAAGGAAAAAAAAACAUAAUUUUUUGGGGUAGUAUUAAGCAGAUGUGUGGUAUGCAUUUGGAAAGCGUCCAAUGUCAGUUAAAAAAAAAAAUACUGGGGCUAAAUUGCUUACCAGAACUGCUCAUGUCUACGGCAGUGGCUUUUUAGUUCAUGGGUUACUGGCUAAACUCAUGCCUAAACAGAAACUCAGAUCCCCCUGAACAGCCUCUUACUCUGCAUCUCUUCACCAUUGUACAAGACUGACGUGAAAUGAGUCUUGUGUUUUCUAUGUUCAGCAUAGUAUGUACUGUACUCUGUAACGGGAAGUGGCUACAAGUCCUCAAAGAAAUACGAACGUAUUUUAAAACAGCAAUAAUUACCACUGUAAAGUAAAUGAGCACGAAGGGGAGAGCACAGGGAGGUAGGUAAUGAAGAUGAUACCGUUAGGAACACACUGGCGUCAGUGCUGCUAUUGCACCUGGGGAGCAGGAUUAAGUACUAGGAAAGGCCAUCGGUCUCUGGGACUGGACUCCAUCUUGGCAGAGAACUUGCCCAUGUAGGAUAGCUCCACCUGAAUCGUUCCUCGGCACUGCAAGUCCUUAUGCAACGCAGGUUUUUCACUGUAGUUUUAAGGGUGAGUUAUUGCAAAUACUGUUCCUGGUGGGAGAGACAGACACAAGGAGGAGCUGUCAGAGUCACACACAGGAAGGUAAAUGCUCAUUGCCGCGGUCUUGUACCCCAGUGUACUCUGCUACCGCGCUACUGGGGCUCAACAGUAGCAGAGAAUAGAAUAAACUAAUAUAAUUUUCCGAUGGAGGGAAGCAGCGGUCAGCUCUGUUGGAAAGCUGUUUGCAUACUGUCAAGGCAUAUCCGUGCAAACCAGUUCCUCUAGCAAGGCAGGACGUGUUAAGAUGUGUGCGAGUUAGCCCUUGGUGUGCUUUAAGCAUUUGAGCUCCAGCCUACACAGCGUUAUCCCGAUGCGGCACGGUCUCUCCAUCUUCUGUUGGCAGAGCCCCAGGAGCCGGCCAGCUCUCGAGGGACAGCAAGGUGUCCUCGGGCAGGGUUGGGCAAGGUGCUCUAGAUGGAUGACUUGUAGGUACUUAAGUUCUGUUCCUGAUGGCCGCUGUAACUGUGAAAAUUAACCAGACCUGCUGUGAUAAAUUUGGUUAUAUAAGGUUUAUUUGGUUAAUUUUUUAUAAGUGAAAACUGAAAAGAUGAAAGAGAAUUGUAAUAUGAAAGCAACUGUUGUAAAUAAUGUACGAAUGAAUAAAAUCUAAAACUUA